ACCUUGCAAUCUUUAAUUUCAACUCCAAAAUUUUUGCCUAAAAACACACCUAUUCUCUCUCUUGAAAAAUCUGUGAAUAGAUUCUUGUCUGAACCACAAAUGGUGCUACACAAACGUGGCCAUAGAUUCUUCAAAUUCAGAGCUUUGGAGCCCCACUUUUCGAUUAUUUCCACUUUUGAAAAUUGAUUAUAUUCUCGAUCAAUCUUAUUACAUCUUCAACAGUGUUGUUAGCUUUUUUUUCCAUUUUUUUUCAUCUUCAAAAGUAUUUAAUUUGUGUGAAUUGAAGCAAAUGAAUUACGAAUUUUCACGUCAAGAUUUGGGAAUGGGUUGGAUUAUGCUGAGAAUCGACUACUCACGGCUGUUCUGGAUUUUAUUUGGCGUCUUCUCCUACGAAAAUCACGAAGGAAAACCUCGGAUUUUUUAGCGCAAAUUAACUCUCUUGUUUUUUUAGAUUUAUAUUAAUCCGAGUGUGUGUUUGUUUUUAUAUCAUUUUAGUUGUUUUUGUAUACAUAUAUUGGUGAAUUAUGUACAAAAGUGGAGGCGUUGAAGCUGCCAUGGAUGAUGGAGGGAAGCUUUACGUGGAGAUGGAUCCAUCGGAGAGAUACGGCCGUUUGAAAGAAGUUCUUGGAAAAGGGGCAACAAAGACAGUGUAUAGAGCAUUCGACCAAGUGUUGGGAAUGGAAGUGGCAUGGAAUCAAGUUAAACUAGACAACAUGCUCAACUCCCCUGAUGCCCUAAAAAGGCUCCACUCCGAGGUUCACUUGCUCAAAUCCCUCAACCACCCUUCCAUCAUCACCUUUCUUGCUUCUUGGAUUGACACCCGUCGUCGAACCUUCAACUUCAUCACCGAGUUGUUCACAUCCGGGACCCUACGAGAGUACCGGAGGAGGUACACGCGCGUGACCCUCGGGGCCAUCAAGAAUUGGUCGCGCCAAAUCCUCGAGGGCCUUGAGUAUUUGCACGCGCAUGACCCUCCAGUCAUCCACCGCGACCUCAAGUGCGACAACAUCUUUGUCAACGGCCAUUUAGGACAACUCAAAAUUGGCGAUCUCGGAUUGGCAACCGUUCUUCGUGGCUCUCAGCAUGCGCAUAGUGUGAUAGGCACGCCCGAGUUCAUGGCUCCCGAGCUCUACGAGGAGGAGUACGACCAGUUGGUCGAUGUUUACUCGUUCGGGAUGUGUGUUCUUGAAAUGCUCACUUCUCAGUAUCCUUACAACGAGUGCUCCAAUCCUGCCCAAAUUUACAAGAAAGUAACUUCGGGGAAGCUUCCAAAGGCCUUCGACAUGAUCCAAGACGAAGAAGCACGAAGAUUCAUCGGGAGAUGCUUGCAGAAGGCCCCCGAUAGACCAUCAGCUACCGAGCUAUUGAACGAUCCGUUUCUUUGCAGCACUGAAGAAGCUGCUUCCAACAUAAUCUUGUCUCCGGGCUCCCUCCCGUCUCCUCCUGUGACCAACAUGACCAUCACAGGGACUAUGAAUCAAGAGGAUGACACCAUCUUCCUCAAAGUACAAAUCUCUGAUAAAAAAGGCCCUCCAAGAAACAUCUUCUUCCCUUUCGAGAUCACAAGCGACACUGCCCUCGACGUUGCAAAGGAGAUGGUGAAGGAGUUUGAGAUAACGGACUGGGAGCCAUCUGAGAUAGCCGGCAUGAUCCAUAACGAAAUCACUCGCUUGGUUCCAUCGUGGAGCAACAUCGAAUGCACUCCCGACGAGCAAGACAAUAGCCCACACCACCCUCUCUACACCACCUCCUCAUCCCAUUCCUCCUCACAAGCCUCCCUCCCGGAUCUUUUCUCCUCCAACGACGCUCGAGAUUGGCUUCAAGACGAAGGUGAUGACACGAGCUCUGUUUGCUCGGACAACUACACCAAUCUCAGCUACGACGAAGAAUGUGUGAUAAACACCAACAAGGAGGUGAUCUGCAGAAAUAGGAGUAGCCAAAAGUGCACGAGAUUCGGGCCAGAAGGGAGCAUGAGCAACGGCCUCGACUGCAGCUCAAAGACUCAGCAGAGGAUGAUGCCAAGGACAGCGUCGCUGGUGGACAUACGCAGCCAAUUGCUGCACAAGACGCUCGUGGAGGAGGUGAACAAGCGACGCAUGUUCAACACUGUCGGGGCGCUUGACCAGGUUGGAUACAGGCAGCCGGAUUGUCAAGCCAGGAAUGGGAAAUCAGUGAGUAGGAGGCGAGGUUGAAUGUUGAAAUUUGUCAACAACAUUCAGCAGUGUGGAUGUUUUAAGGCUUUCUAUGGACUAGUGUGUUUUAUUUGGUGUGUCAUCUGAUUGUUGAACAUCAUGUUCCUCUGAUGUAAAGCAUGCUAUAGACAUUAUACAAAGAUAGCAUGGUGGCAAUGCGUGAGAGUUUGCAAUAAAAGUUUGUGUAAGAUGAACAUGUAUAUAUAGGGUUGCAUAUAUAUCAAAACUAGUUUUAAA
Molecule: messenger RNA, 2429 nt
Organism: Salvia hispanica
Lineage: Eukaryota; Viridiplantae; Streptophyta; Magnoliopsida; Lamiales; Lamiaceae
Product: putative serine/threonine-protein kinase WNK11
Biological process (GO): protein phosphorylation
Molecular function (GO): protein kinase activity; ATP binding
Source: RefSeq, a predicted model, not a curated record